This is a messenger RNA of Coprinopsis cinerea okayama7#130, 3174 nucleotides long. RefSeq lists its product as hypothetical. NCBI's taxonomy places the organism in Eukaryota, Fungi, Basidiomycota, Agaricomycetes, Agaricales, Psathyrellaceae. Gene Ontology annotation, molecular function: chromatin binding; protein binding. Gene Ontology annotation, biological process: mitotic cell cycle; DNA repair; DNA-templated DNA replication. The transcript is spliced from 18 exons. Gene Ontology annotation, cellular component: nuclear replication fork. The coding region runs from base 1 to 3174 and encodes 1057 amino acids. The record is from RefSeq and is a predicted model, not a curated record.
AUGUCUUCAAAUAUUAUUAACAGUGGAGCGCAUGCGCGAGGAACGACUCGACUGGCUUUCUCAAAGGAUGGAUCACGCGUUUAUACUGGCGGCGAAGAUUGUCUUGUGCGGAUUUGGGACGUAGACGGAGGGGCAGAAAAAGAACCAAGUACAGCUGCAGACUCUGAGGAAGCGGUGACUUGGAUUGCGACUGCUGAAGACUGCUGGCUUUCAAGUUGCAAAGACUCUGACGUUCGAAGAUAUGCAAUUGGCUCGACAUCUUCUGACGCUACUGUCACUUCGACCUCGGUACCAGCAAGAUCCAUCGCUAUUGACCCCAAAGGACGGAAGGUGGCCGUUGCAUCUGACGAACUCAAGGUUCGGGUUGUCGACCUGGAAGAUACCGUUUCUGUACAAGACCUCACUGGAUAUACUGCACAUGCCCGGGCUGUCAGUUGGCAUCCUUCAGGGAACAUAUUGACAACAUGCACGGCAGAUGGCAAGAUUCUUAUCUGGGAUCUGAGCGAGGACGAGCCGAGGCUCGAAAAGACGAUAGAAGGAAUUCUCCCGGUGGUGAAGGACGACGAGUCAACAGAGUAUGGUUAUGACUGUUCAGCGGUGUGGCAUCCUUCAGGAAGCCAUUUCUAUGUUGCAUCCAAGAGCCACCAGAUCGUGGCUAUCUCUCGGUCUGACUGGAGCAAAAUCCCAGGAUCAUUCUCUCACACGGAUGCCCUGGGUGCAAUCACCGCCCUCGCCAUCUCGCCCAAUGGAGAGUACCUCGCAUCUGCUUCUCAAUCCACAGUCCGCGUCUGGUCAACUAAAAGCAGACAGCACAUAACAAACGCAACGGGCACACCAGGAGCUACCAUCACCCAACUUGCUUUUUGCCCUAAACGUAAUCUUAUUGCAUGGACGGACGACGAAGGUGGAUUCUCCCGUUGGUCCAAUCCUAUCGACAAGAAGUAUCCAGAUCCAGUCAGAACCGGCUCAGCUGUCCCUACCACGACGACGUCCUCGACUUCCAAAAAGUCGCUUGAGAAUGAUAUCUUUGCAGACGACGACAAGAUGGACGAGGACGACUUGGGCGGGGAUGAUGUUGACCUCGACGAUGACAUUGACUUGCAUAAGAACUUCAUCGAAGAUGACAUGGAUGGUGCCUUGAAUGACGAUGACGAACCUGCGGGGAGGAGAGGAGGGAGUGGGUAUGUGAAGGAAAUGGUGAGCAUCACCAAGGCUCAACCGCCCUUCCAACCCGGCUCAACGCCAUUUGUUAACAAGAAGAGGUACCUGGCGUUCAAUAUGCUCGGAGUAAUUGAAGCCACGGACCAAGAUGUGCACCAAAUCAUAAACGUAUCAUUCUUUAACACAACCGAGCGACCGAGUUUCCAUUUCACAGACAAUUACAAAAACGACAUGGGUUACUUGGGCGAAUGUGGUGCAGUUUUUGCGUGUCCACCAGAGGCAGGGCAUCCAGCACAAGUGCUCUUCAAGCCGUAUUCACCGACGGCAAAGGAGUGGAGGUACUCACUCCGGCCUGGCACUAGUGUCCUCGGGAUUGCGGCUGGCGGUCUUGCCCCUAAGGAAGGCCUGCGAAACAGCACGAAUGCUGAUUUACAGGGAUAUGGGAACGUGGUAGUGGCUACGAGCGAGAAUGAUUUAACAUUCCUAUCUGGAACCGGUCGGGAGCGGAGGAUUAUGGCACUUGGUGGAGACCUCGUGACAAUGGUUGCAAGUGCUGAAUGGGUGUUCGUUGUGCAUCGGCCAGGUUUUACAACCAUCGAUGGGUCGCAGAACUUGUACUACACUGUCAUCAACUUUGAUGACUUUAGUGUAAGACAGCGGGAUGUCCUCCCUGUUCCCAAGAACCACACACUGAAAUGGGUCGGUCUGACCGAGCAAGGACUACCGGCAAUGUACGACAGCACUGGUUAUCUCCACAUCUUGACCAAAGUCAGAAUACCGCAUCAUGCCGCCUGGGUCCGGAUAAUGGACACCAAUCUCCUCGAGAGGCGGAAAGGAAAGGAUGAAUCGUACUGGCCUGUCGGUGUCAGCGACGAGAACUUUAUGUGCAUCAUCUUGAAGGGUCGGCAAGAACAUCCGGGUUUCCCUAGACCUUUAAUGCAAGAGCUUCCUAUCCAGUUGCCAUUCCGUCAAGCUCACGCUGGCGAAGAGCGGAUCGAACGCAAUCUCCUCUACGUUCAAACAGCCCUCGAUUCCCUGGAUGACGACCUGACCACCGAGGACAUCCAAUCCCGCGAACAGGCCAUUGACAAGGAAUUCAUCAUCCUCAUCCAACAUGCGUGUAAAGAUGGUAACACCGCCCGCGCUCUCGAGCUCGUCAAGCUCCUCCACAACAUUCCCUCUUUCGACGCCGCCAUUGCCAUCGCCAAUUUCUACAGCUUGCAAGGGUUGAAAGAGAAGAUGGAGUAUCUGAAGCAAGAACGGGAGGAAGAUGAGGAUAGGUUGAUCGUGUUGAGGAACAAGAGGCGGAGGUGGAUGAAGCCUGACGCGCCAUUGAGGCAACUCGCGGAAUCUAGUUCGUCGAGGUACGAUCCAUUGGGGGACGUUCGAGCACCGCCGCCUGUGGAGAGACCUGGGAUGGCGAGGGUGACGAAACCUGUAAUCGAGACCACGAGAUUUAGUUCCAAGGCACCGUCGACGCAAUCCCAGAACUUCAUGAGGCAGAGCAGUCCGGCGAUGGAAGCGUCGAGUUCGAGUCAGUGGGCGGAUGACCAGACCAUGAGGGAUUCGCCCCCGCCGGUUGAGAAGCGCAAGCGGGACGAAGUGGAGGACUCGUUCUCGUCGAGUACGAUGGGUCCGCCCCCACCAAAGAAUAAAUUCAACCCGUUCGCAAGGAAGGCCGCGCCUGACACGAACAAGAACCCUUUCGCCCGCAACUCUGAAAAUAACAAGUCUCUCCACAAGAGCGAAAGCUUCUUUGACAAAGUGGAUGCUGCCGAGGCAGGGUCAAUAUCGACUCGCAAACGUCCUGUUGCUAAAGGCAAAGACGCAAAGAAAGAUGCAGGGCCGAAACAAGCUACCCUGUUCAACAUGCUUCCCAAGAAGGACAAGACGGCGACGGCGAAGAAACCCAACGGGACUGCGCCGAAUGGCGAUGUUGAUAUGACGGAUGAAUCGCAGCAAACCGUAGACGACAAUUGGGAAGAGACUCAGCUAGCCGAUGAGGAAACCUGA